Molecule: messenger RNA, 450 nt
Organism: Drosophila eugracilis
Lineage: Eukaryota; Metazoa; Arthropoda; Insecta; Diptera; Drosophilidae
Exons: 2
Coding region: 79-324 (81 amino acids)
Source: RefSeq, a predicted model, not a curated record
CGAUACAUAAUCGAUAUAAGGAUUGGAUCUUGUAUUGUAUAUAAGCAAGCCCACCCCCGAACAAAAACAUUUAAGAAAAUGCGACGCCGCGAACUGCAGACCAUCCAACUGAAGCUCUCCGAUCUUAAGGAGUACGAGCAGGCCAAGAUGGAGCGUUUGAGAAACCGCCAGCAGUUGUUAACUCCCCGGACGCCCACGCCCCCGUCCGACACUGAAGUGCUACCGGUAACCUCCAGCAGCGUACUUCAGGCCAGCGGUAACAAACAAGAUGAUGACACCGUGAAGUCAGAGCCCACAACUAAACCUAGCACCUCCUCCACCUAGGACCACCAAGGACAGCAUGGGGAUAAUUAACACUUUGAUCACUACCUCAAUGGAUGAAGCACCUAAUUUAUACAAAGCUCACAUAUUUUACAAUUUACAUCGUUUAGUUAAUUUAAGCGUUUCGCG